Messenger RNA from Culex pipiens pallens (northern house mosquito), 11957 nucleotides. RefSeq names its product dmX-like protein 2 (gene Rbcn-3A). The transcript has 19 exons. NCBI's taxonomy places the organism in Eukaryota, Metazoa, Arthropoda, Insecta, Diptera, Culicidae. Gene Ontology annotation, cellular component: RAVE complex. Bases 172 to 10482 code for a protein of 3436 amino acids. Gene Ontology annotation, biological process: vacuolar acidification. The record is from RefSeq and is a predicted model, not a curated record. Gene Ontology annotation, molecular function: protein binding.
AAAGAUUAGACCAGAAAAGAUUACUCAGUUCAGUUCGUUCGUGUGGUCCGUGAGUGUGAAAAAAUCGUGAAAAACAGUGCUAAUUUUCGCGUAACGAUGGCAAAUCCGUGCGAAAAGGUUGCCUAAAUAGCCCGUGAGCACGCAGCACUUGAAAUCCGCACCCCGGACGCGAUGAAUUGUCACCAGAUCUUGAGCGGAGCCUGCAACGCUGGCGAUCGUUGUUUUGCAGUCGGAUCCGUCGAAGGUGUUCCAUUUACAGCCUACGCGGCGGGAUGCAACAUCGUCGUGCUAGCCAGCAACUUUGAGCGCGUCCAGAUCAUCCCGGGCGCGGUCCACAACUACAUACGAAUAUCGGCCCUGGACUGCAGCACCGACACCGGUAAGAUUGCCGCCGCCUACGAGGAUAAAGUGUGCAUUUUCGAGCCAACACCGCUGAUUCAUAGCGAUCGACCGGCGUCGCACGGCUUGGAGUACAAAUGGGUUCAAACGGGUAGCCUGCAAGCGACCUCGCACAUCAGUUCUCUUUCGUGGAACUUGGAGGGAACCCGUCUGCUGACCGGUGGAACCGUACUUCAACUCUGGCACGAGCGGUUGUCCAAGCAAGAUGACGACGAACCAACUUCGGUCAAGUUUGAAAUCGGCGGAGAUCGUGACCCCAAAACGCCAACCAACGAGGAAGAGUCCGACUCGAGCUGGGACUGCGUUUGGAAGUGUCACACCGCCACACCGGUCCACCAUAUGGCGUUCAGCCCCGACGGGACGCUCUUUGCCACGUCCGGCAAGAGUGACCGCCUGGUGAAGGUUUGGUACGAGAAUAAGCACAUUUUAUUCCCAAACAAAAGCUUCGACCAGUCUCAGUCGCAGAGUUUCAGCGGAAUUCCGGAGACCAGCUACGGCUUCGUGUACGUCGCCCAUCCUCGAGCAGUGACUGAUUUGUCGUGGCGCAAAACCAGCAAAUACAUGCCGAAGGGAUCCGUUUCGAACAUGCUCGUGACGUCCUGUUUGGACAACAUUUGCCGCAUUUGGGUGGAGACGGUCCUGCCGGACGAUGGACUCGUCAACAUGAACCAAUUUGACCCCCUUGCAUCACAGAAUCCAAAGUUCCGGACGCACCGGCACAAGCAUCGGUUUAUGCAGCGAUUGAAGCACAUGAAGACCUGCUUCCACAUCAGGCGUCACGCGAAACACAACGGAGCGACCGGGUUGAACGGAAUGGGAGCGAGCUUCGGAGGACCCGGGGCUAGUUCCGGCUUUGGAAAUGCUCCGAUACCGACGCUGCCGUCGACGUACAGUGUGCACGAUUUCCAUUCGUACGGUUAUCAUGGAACCGGAAUGACACCAGGGCUGCACUUUCAUCUGGCGGCCUCAAUCAACGCCGAGACGGACAUUCCGUUGGUUCCGUCGAUGCACACGAACGAUCCCUCGGCGCAACCCAAUUUUAUUCUACACUGGCUUAACAAUAAGGAGAUGCAUUUCUCCCUUCAAGCUGAGGCUAUUUUACAGGAAAUGACCAGAAAGGUGAUCGAGAAGGAAGAUUUACUGUCCGGCGCCAACAGUGAUGGCCACUCGGAGGUUCUCCACGAAGAGGAGCUUCCGAACGGAGAGGAUGGCAAGAGAAGACCAAAAAUGAAGCCCACUUUCUCGCAGGACGAAAGCAACAGCGAUGAUCAUGCACCGCCCUAUCCAAACAAUCGAUCUCACUCGGUGGGAGGUGCGUCACACGCUGGACUGCCAAGUCACCAUUCGCUGUCGAACACGACCUCCAUCAACUCGCUCGUCAACGACGGAAACAUACACGUGACCGAUUCGCUGGACAUGAAGAUCGAGUGUCUGCUGCGGGACUGGCAUCACAGCCCGGAUUUGCUCUUUUCGAUCCAUCCGAUCGACGGAAGUUAUCUGAUCUGGGUCGUUGAAUGGCUUGACGAGUACCAUCCGGGAUCGUUCCGCCAGGCGCAGGUUUCAUUCUCAACGCGGAUCCCAUCGGCGUUCCCGCUGGGCGAUGCAAUGUCCAUGUCAACGACGGUCGCCCUUUACAACACGGGCGGAAAUCUCGGCUUCCGGGACAUGAUCGUGCGGGGACCGAAAGCUACCAAUUGCAGUUUGCCACCGGACGUGAACAGUGACAUUGUUACCUCGUUGCCCAGUGUCAUGGAGGAGAACGAAGUCAACGAAGAAGAGAACGAAAAUGCCAGCGUGCAGGAGGAUGAUGGAGCCAAAGCCGGUGCCGACGCCGCUGGCACCGAGAACGGCGAACAGGCGGACAUUCUGACCGCACCACCUUCGCCGACCAUUUCGAUGGUAACGAAGCAUUCGAACGGAACGCUGAACCUGUGGCAACUGACUUUCGCCGACAAGACCAAAUUCUCGCAAGUUCUUAGCAUUGGACAUGCCUCGCGUGCAUCAGGUCACCGGUUCCGGGUGAACGACAUAACCUGCCACCCGGUGCUCCCCCUGCUGCUAACCACAUCACAUCACAAUAUUCCAGACAUUCCCAACGCCAACGUUGGCUAUCCAGGCAAGGAGCAAACGGCGCCGGACGGAACCGACCAGAAACCACAACGGGCAAAGGACGUCUGCGCCCCGUCCGGCUUCUGCUCGGAGCUGAUCUUGUGGCGCGUUGACGCGGUCGGUCCUCUGUCUCAGUCCGGCGGAGUUAGCGAGCUGGCUCGUAUCAAUUCGCCGGAAAUAUCUGCGUUCAGUAACGUAGCGUGGAUUCCCACCCUGCUGCCAAGUACGACGCUAGGAAACCUGAGCAACUCACCGUCGGCAUGUUUUGUGGCUAGCGACGGUGAAAGUCUGCGCGUGUACCAAGCCGUGAUCGACGCUCGAACGCUUCUCGCAGAGAUAUCCAGCUCGGAGCGUCGAUUCCGUCGGAUGGAUUCCAUGGUGUCGCUUUCGACGGAAUCUUCGUCGGAACAGGUUCCCGGAGUCCACUCCGCACUGCACGACAAAAUCAAGAUCGUUUCGCAGCAGUCGACGGCCCGUCCCGGUUGCAUCAUUCAGCUGGACGCGAUCGACGAUGCGAUCCACGAUUGGCAAAACACGCAGUUCCUGCACGUGUUCCAAGAACAACUGAUUACGGGCGAACGUUCAGAGGAAUCCGUCAUCUUCAACACCGAAGCCAAGCAUGUGGGACUGAUGGACGGUCAAAUGGGCGCCAUGGUUGAUCUUCAGCGCAAUGCUCAAUUCGAGGAACCGUUUUAUCUGGUGGUUCUGGAACGUACCCAAAACGGAACAACGAUCCACAUGUGGCGCAUCGUCAUAGCAUCACAACCAGCUGGGCCGGAUGAACUCAGCAGCAGCAUGAUGUACGUCCCCGACAGUAACUUGGUGCAGGACUUGGACGACCCGGACGUUACGCACCGUGCAUCGAUGGCGGGAGUGCAGCUUCCGGAUGACGUCAAAAUUCCGAUCGACCAGAGUCCGCACGUAAACAUUUCGACCACGAAAGUGUGCACCCAAGAGUUGCCGCUGCCCGACGGAGUCGACGUAAUCCAUGCAGCUCCAGCCGCCGGCCAUUUAAGCUCUUCGUCAAUCUACCCGGCCUGUUUCGCUCCGUACAUCGUCGUAACGGCCUGCUCGGACUCUACGGUACGGUUUUGGAAGUGCAAAGUGACCAAGAAUGGGUCCGAAACUACGUUCAAGUACGAAUGGUGCGAGUGGGAAAUGAUCCGAAAGGACCAGGAAUCAACCAUCGACGUAAACGGCCAACUGUUGCACAUCAGCGCUGCCUAUUCCGGCCGCAUUGCGUGUGCAUUCAAGUAUGGAAAGUCGUUCACAAGACCAACGAAAAGCAGCGAUCCGGAGUCGCGGUACGUCAACCUGUGCGUGGCCAUCUACGAGUGCGAAAGUACUGGUGGCAGCGAGUGGGUCCUCGAGGACACCAUCCACCUGAAGAAUAUUCAUUUGCCACGGAUCCAGGUCGAUCCACAUCUGGACUUGAGCUACUUGUACGACAAUAAGACACUGCAGAAGAAGCAACGUUUGAACCAGAUGCUACAAACAAUGACCCACGAUGACAAUCGCUCGAGCCGGAACGGGGACGUUACUCCGGAAGCGCUGGCCAAGCCAGGAUCCGGAUUGUUGGCAGUGCCAAGCUUCAGCACGUUGCAGUCACUGCGAAAGAGCAUCACCGAACAUGGAAACACGUGCCCGUUGACGCAGAAGCACCUGGUUCAGCUGGACUGGGUCUCCAAGGAGGACGGUUCGCACAUCCUGACCGUAGCGGUCGGCAGUAAAAUCAUGCUGUUCACGCCCGUGUCCAGCGAUUUGGCCCAAUCCAACAUGAAGGCCAUGAAAGAGUCACAAUCAACGAAUCGUCCGCUGCUGCGGAAGGCAAGUUCCUUGGCACAGCCACACUUUAACGACGAAAUACGAUGGAUGAAGCUGCGUCAGAUCGAGCUACGUACGGCGGACAGUCUGCCACCGCUUCCCAUGCAGAUCUCCUGGGUUCGAGAUGGUAUCUUUGUCGCCGGCAUGGAUUCCGAAAUGCACGUGUACUCCCAGUGGAAGCCACAGCUCAACGCCAUCAACCACAUGGACAUCGAAGAUUUGUACGACAAUCGUUACCUAAAGGACGAAGAUCUGCGUUCGCUCGCUCAGGAAAACACCCAACGACGACUGGCGAACGUCUCGUCGAUGCCGGUUCUGUCGCGAGUUAGCUCCAUCAAUCUGCAAAUGUUGUCCAACGAUAGCAAGAAAAAGAAGGUCGGCACAGCCAGCACGGGUCAAAUCAACAACGGCGCCGAUCAACAGCAACCGAUCCACGACUACAUGACCGACUACGGGCUGUUCGAGGCGUCCCGGAUCGCCUGUCCGGUUCUGCCGCAGUACCAUCCGAAACAGCUCAUGGAGUUGCUCAACUCGGGUAAGAUUCGCUGGGUCAAGGCGAUUCUGGCGCAUCUGGUGCGUUGCAUCAGCGGGUCGUACAGCGUCCGGGGUGGCGGCAGUGGCGACGAGGAGAGCCUCAACAGACAGCGUGGUUGGUCUAGAUCUCGCACACUUUCUGUUAGCUGUCCAGCAGGCACUGUUAGUCCUCUUGAACCAAGAGGAUCGACGACACAGAUUCCGGAAGAGUUGACCCUUGACUAUGCGGAAAUCACGUCGAUUCCUCCGCUGCCCCUGUGGACCUUGCUGGCUGCGGACAAGGAAACGGCGGGACUGAAGGCUCAGCAGAGCGAGGAUGUUAAGGAUUACAACGAGCUCUUCGAGAGCAAUGUCGUCGACGAAUCGUUGGAUGAUUUGCUGGAAGACGAACCGGACAUCAAUCGGCACGCCGAUCGCCGCUCAUCGCUUCCGGAGAAGCACUAUCUGUCCCACUUUGGACCGCGCCAGGGUCAGCUGUUGUCGCGUCUGUUGACUCACACCCAUCUGCCGGGUCUUUCGUCGCUCGAUCAGAUGCACCUGCUGGCGCUGGCCGAUACUGUGUCAACGUGCAAUACGGACUUUGCUGAGCGCUUCGCUAUUGAUGCGGCGAAAACGGCGAUUGCCAAAGAGAACUUGACCGGGGUGCCGAACACGGAGGCUGUUUCGACCGACUCGCUGGACGACUGUGGGCUGCGGUUCUUGCUCGCGAUGAAGCAUUACAACUACUUGCUGCGUUGUCUGCCGAUCGUGCAGAGACAGUCGUUCCAGAAGCAGGGCGUGGGAACGGCCAACAUCGUGUGGGCGUUCCACUCGGAAAGUGAGGAAGAAUUGCUGAACCUGAUUCCGUCUUACGCCAAGGGUCAACCCAAGUGGCACGUGUUGAAGGAGUUGGGUGUUGGCUGGUGGUUACGGAAUAACAACCUGCUGAGGCAGUGUAUUGAGCGGUUGGCCAAGGCAUCGUUCCAGGCGAACCAGGAUCCGCUGGAUGCAGCGCUGUACUACAUGGCAAUGAAGAAAAAAUCCGUCGUCUGGGGAUUGUACCGGUCGAAGCGGGACGAAAAGAUGACCGCAUUCUUUGCGAACAACUUCAGCGAGGAUCGCUGGCGGAAGGCGGCCCUCAAGAACGCGUUUGCACUGCUGGGCAAGCAACGGUUUGAUCACGCUGUGGCAUUCUUCUUGCUUGCCAAUUCGUUGAACGAUGCACUGGAAGUGUGUUUGACGAAACUACAGGAUCUUCAGUUGGCCCUGGUCAUUACCCGUCUGUACGAAGGAGAGCACGACGCCACGCCACCCAGCUUCAAGCGAUUGCUGUACGAGGAAGUGCUCGGUUGCGAUAAGAACGGUGAGAAUCAGGAUCUUAGCCGUGCCCAUCCCGAUCCGUUCCUGCGCUCGAUGGCUCUUUGGCUGCUGAAGGACUAUUCCGGAAGUCUGAGCACUCUGCUGAACAGCAACAUCGGUAGCAUGCAUCCGCUGUUUGACGACGACAACAACACUUCCCACUCGGAGGCGGCACACGCCACGAAUCCGAACGUGUUUAACUUUUACGUGUAUCUGCGGACGCAUCCGCUGUUGAUCCGUCAACACAUUGCCACUUCGGUGCAGGACAAGAAGCGUGCCCAAGUGGUGCUGGCCGGUUUCAGCUAUGGCGGUGAGGUGGCAUCAGCUGCCAAGCCAGGACUUGCUACCGAUAAGCAAAUCCAGCUGGAAGACACGAUCACGCCGUUGGAACGCCAACUGUACUUUACCACGGCUCAUGCCCACUUUAAAGCCGGGUGUCCAGCGCUAGCGUUGGAAGUGCUCAGCAAGCUGCCAACGAAGGUGAUUGAUCAGGAUUCGAGCAGUCAGCUGCAGAGUCCAAACGAUGCCAAAACCACGUGCAAUCUGAUCACGACCGGUAUCCUGGACUGGAGCAAGAGUAGCCAGGGCGAUUCGGGCAAAGAGACGACCAGUUCAAUCGACUGGGGAGCGCCGGCAUCGUCGACGACCGUCGAUUGGAGCACUCCGGCAAGUGGUUUCGACUGGGGAGCACCGGUGACUUCGCAGAUUUCGAACGGCCCUGACGAGUUUAAGAUUGAGUGGGACGAGGAGGAAAAGAAUGACGAUGAAGAUGAGGAUAGUGACGAAGGAAUUCAACUGAAGAAACCUGAAAAGGAGGAAAAGAGCGAAGCUGAAGAGAGCAAGGAAGAGGAGGACGGCAAUGCAAAGGGAAGCUUGGACAUAAUGGCGCAACAGUUGAAGUUUAUUGCAUGUUUGAAGAUUUUGAUGGAAGAACUGUCGACGCUGGCGACCGGAUUCGAAGUGGACGGCGGACAGUUGCGCUACCAGUUGUACGUUUGGCUGGAGCGCGAGGUGGAAGCGCUGAAGCAGCUGUGCAAUUACAGCACUGGUGAUUCAGACAACACCGCAAUCGAAGACAAUAACAAUCUGGACUUGAUGGACAGAGACACUCCGGUGCUUGCAAACAAGUUCCCCCACGACAAGCCAACGCUUCACGAGAUCCUGAUCCAGGAGAAGCAAGACUUUGAAGCGAAGGUUCAACGAGCCGCCAGGAGAAAGCGCUGGCUGAAGGCGAACGAAACGUUGUUACGAACAUUGCUCAGCUAUUGCUCGCUGCAUGGCGCCAGCGGUGGCGGAUUGGCGUCAGUCCGGAUGGAGCUGGUGCUGCUUCUGCAGGAACUUCAGCAGGAGAAGACGCAACAACAGCUGCUCAGUCCGUUACCAUUCCCAACGACGUUGCCACUGUUGAGUGCAUGUGUGGCAGGCAACAAAACCGUCAUCGCCGAUCCGUUGCGAUAUCUGCAGUCCCACACGCACGACAUGCUGCAAACCAUUGUCGACAUGCGAAGUCCGCCGCACGCUCACCGGACUGUCUUCCCCAACGGGAUAUUCGUCCUGCGGGAUCUUGGAGUGGCCCUGUCGGCUUGUAUCUACCAAUCGCUGUGCGAUUCGGACACGUUCAGCGUGAAGCAAUCGACGGUGAGCGAGGGAUGCCACAGUCCCGGAAUGGAGACGAUAGCCAAGCUGAACGCCAGCUGCCAAAGCACUCAUCUGAUGGCGAACGCCGCCGCGCACCAAAGACGACGAAAGUAUUCGACAGACGAACCACUCGCAGUAAGCACUCCUCCUUCCAAAUGGCCAGGUGUAACCAAUCUCCGGGCGCUUCUGGCCCGCGAAAAGGACGAGGACACACCGCGGUUGAACGUUUUGCUGUGCGAAUCGUUCGUGGCCACCUACAUGGCCCUGUUUGUGUACGCCCUGACGACCUGCGACUGCCACAUUCUGUACCGCCUCGCUGGCCAGAACUUUACCGACUACACAUGGUCGGCGCUGUACGGUGGAGGCGUCAAAAAGCUCCUCCGUAAGGCAACGUCCCAUGUACAGGCGGUCCAGCAAGCGGUACAGGCGCAGGUCCAGCAGGAAAGCCUCGACAGUCCGACCGUGGCCGACGGUGGAAGCGUCUGGGGAGCGGUUACUUCACUGACGAAGCAACGCGUGAAGCUCAAUAUGAAGCUGCUUGGGCAUUUUGCUGGGCCCCAGGGCCCCGCCAACAUGAAGGAGGACAAGCCAACUUAUCGCGAGCAGUUCGUCCCGCCCGAGAUGUCGAUGGUGUCGUACUUCCUGACCAAGCCGGUUCCAAAGGGUGAGCCCGACGAGGAGGACUACGAUUCGGCCGACUCGGCCGUGUCGGAUCUGGACGACGAAGACGAGGACGAGGACGUGUUCAACGAUCCGCUCAACAACGACCCCAAGGUGAGCCAGGUUUCGGCCGCGGUGCGGAAACAUCGUCGCGAAAACACCGAACACUCCAAUCCGGGCUCGUACUCGUGGUGCAUCCUGCGGUUCGCGCUCAUCCGGGUGGCCCAGAACCAGCUGCAGACGUUCAUCAACGUGGCGGGAAUCGAGAUGCAGGAGUUGCCUGUUUGCAGUCCGCUAAUUCACGGGAUCCUGCGGAGUCUCUCGUCGUGGCAGGAAUUGUUGAGGGAAGAGCUGGAACACCGUGGUCCAGCGUCGGUAGAUUACAUUCCAGGCUGUUUUGUCGAAUCGGAAGCAAAAGGCCCCGCAAUCCACAAGUAUCGUUCGCUGCUGGAAAAGUCCAACACCCCGUUCAGCCCCUGUCUUUCAUCGGCCGCGCCUGCCCGACGCCUCUGGAACUAUCUGGUGCGCAUCGAGAUGGUGCAGGAAAUUUUCAUCCGCGCAGUAUUCGGCAAGAAGAAGCCCUCGCCCAACCUGUCCGACACGGCCAUCGGAUCGAUCACCAACUCGGGCAACGAUUCCGGCACGCCGAUCGGAAACGAGUCGGCCGGCGGGGCGGCGACGGCGGCCGGAGGUGGUGCGCCCGCCCACUUGCAAAACAUUCCAGAGCCCGUACGGAUCAUCCACAAGGACCAGGAGCAGAUAUCGGCCUUCUGUCUGAACGUGGUCAAUCCAGGCCUGCUGUCGCUGGCAACGCCUCGCGAGGUUCAGGAGAUGGACAUUUCGCUGCUGCUCGAAUCUCCCAACUGGAUGGAGGACGAGUGCGAGAUGGACAUUAUGAACCUGUCCAAGGACAUCGAAACGAUGCCGUCGAGCAACUUCCUGGUGAUACAAACCGCUACAGACAGGCAUCUGAACACGAACCUAAACUCCGCACAAAACUUUGGAGCACCGGCUAGCCCACAACCUGGAAUUGCGGGACAAUCGGGACGUGGUGCUUCCGUGAUAAAAGGAGCAACGUUUCCAGGAAGUCAGUGUCCACGCUUCUGCAAGCUGGUUAUUGAGCGUUCAAAGCACUUACUGAAGCCGGUGCUCAAACACAAGGUCGACAACAUCAAGCGGAUGAGUGCGCACCCGCUGAUGCCGCUGUACCUGACCGGGGGCCAGGACGGCUCGGUCCAGAUGUGGGAGUGGGGCCACCAGCAGGUCGUCUGCACGCCCCGCCCACCCGGCACGUUCGCCAAGGUGACGCGGUGCCGGUUCUCGCAGCACGGCAACAAGUUCGGCAUCGCCGACGGGGACGGCAACCUGAGCCUGUGGCAGGUUGGAUUAGCUAGUCAGAGUAACAGACCGUUCUUUACUUAUCAAUGCCAUAAUAAGGGAAUUACAGAUUUCGUGUUUCUGGGUUCGUGCAGUCUGGUUGCAACAGCGGGUCACAGUUCGGAAAGCAAAAACGUUGCCAUAUGGGAUACGCUGCUGCCGCAGAAGAAGGCGCUGGUGUCAGCAUUCACGUGUCACGACCAGGGCGCGUCCAGCUUGGCGUACGCUCCGCAGCACCAGUUGUUGAUAUCGGCCGGCAAGAAGGGUGACGUGUGUAUAUUUGAUGUUCGCCAGCGCGUACUUAGACAUCGGUUCCAGGCCCACGAGAAUCCAAUCAAAUGUCUGGCGAUAGACCCUCACGAGGAGCACUUUGUGACCGGAUCAGCUGAUGGGGAUAUCAAGGUUUGGGGACUGACCGUGCACACGUUGCUGUACAGCUUCAUGGGCGAGCACGCGCGCAGCAGCUUCUUCAAGCACAUUGGCCAGGGCGUCACGCAGCUCCAGAUCGACCAGGGUGGACGGUUGUUCUCGUGCGGUGCCGACGGUUCGAUGAAGGUCCGACAGCUGCCGGACCGCGAAUCGAUUGUUCACUCGUUGUAUUAACUAGAAACUAGAAACAGACCGACAGACAGAGGGUAGGCUGAAAAAGAAAAGAAAAAGAAUAUUAAAAACAAAAGAAAAACAGUAUAAUACAGGACGUUGCAAAAAAAGAAAACAAAUACUAACAGCAAAAAUAUAUUGUGUUUAAACAUUAGGAAAUUUAUAACAAGCUCCUUAAGUGUUAUAGUAAUUGUAACAAAUGUUGAGAUAUAAAACAAACAAACCACACCUACGCAUAAACAACAUCAAGCAUUGAUAAAUUUUACCUCCGGGAAUACUAAUAUCCGUUAGACGCAGAAUAAUCUUAAACGAAAGCAAAAACUACACACAGACAACUCACAGACUUUUUCAAAUUACUGUCACGAGAUAAAGAAUAUACAUAAACAGCAAAAAAUAUACACACAACAAAACAAAUACUAUUAAAGCAAACUUGUGCAUCUAUCUAUUCCUAUUCUAAACAAAUAAAUUGAUACUUUCAUUAAACUUUACUUGAAGCAUCGUGUGAAUCGAAAGAAGAAAAAUCAUACUUACCGCAGACAAUACCCUUGUUGAGACGUAAAACUCUAUGAAACAAAAUAAAAAGAUAAAGAACAUACCAAAAAAAGAAGAAAAUAAAAGUGAGCAGGAUAUGAAACAGAUACAUCGUACAUAUAGCAAAGCAAACGAGAGGAUGAUGAAAUUUUAGACUAGAGCAAUGUAGCAAUGAAGCAAGAUAUAAUAACUAUUGAAAGAAAAAGUCAGAGAUGAUAAGUAGAUAGUCGUAGGCCGCCGCAGCAGAAGAUGUUUUACCCGCAAGAUAACCAAUCCUCUCCUCUCUCUCCUCGAGCGAUACUUUUCGAUGAUAUUAACAACUGUUUUCUGCUUACUUGUUUCGCAUGUUUGCUAAUAUGCUAAUAUCCUUCAAUUUGCGUUACCGCGCGCGUGUAUUGUUCAUUUCCGGGUAUUAAUUAAGAGUGUGCGCGUUCGUGUGUUACGUUAUUUUUCCGCAUUUCGCUUUCGUAAAGGAAUUAAAAUUAAAACAGAGUCAUUUGCCAUCCAAGAUUGGCACGCGUUGAAGGAGAGGAAGCAAAUGAGCAAGUACCACAAUAAAAACAACACACAACACAUUUUACACCCUAGUAGACACACUAACAAAGUUACUCACACACAAACACAUUACUAUGCCCCUAUGUUUGAUCACAUAAAAAAACAACUACGCAAACCCCAAGCUGUUAUUAAAAAAAUGAAUCCACCUAUUUACAAACACAAUUUACUGUUAACAGUCAAAAUGAUGCAACAUUAACGAAAAAAUAAAGAAGAAGAAAAAAAUCAUGAUUUAGGGAAUGAGCAAGUGGCUUAGACGCUGCUAGGAAUAAGAUAUAAUAAAUAAAUACAACAAAAGUGAGCAACAAAUAGGAACAGGAGUGCGUACGGAGAAUGCAUAACUUACAACCUAGGGAAAAUUUUAUUUAUUUAUGAAUAAAUGUUUAUCGUUGAAA